Molecule: messenger RNA, 6038 nt
Organism: Mya arenaria
Lineage: Eukaryota; Metazoa; Mollusca; Bivalvia; Myida; Myidae
Product: low-density lipoprotein receptor-related protein 2-like
Exons: 31
Coding region: 552-5210 (1552 amino acids)
Source: RefSeq, a predicted model, not a curated record
UCAUUGUAACUGAAAUGUGAUAUUUAUAUAUACCCUCUUUUUAAGGCUGUGUAUAUAUAUUAAACUGUUUAUGUAAAUAGAACACAAUAGUGAGACUCAUAUCGUGAGGUGUUAGUAACUUGCAACGUGCAAUUUUCGGAUAACUUUACUGUUCGAGCCAACGAGAGAUUCGAGCCAAGCGAGUUCGAGCGAACGGGAAAUCCGUAGGUUCACUGGUGCAUGGUUAGAUUGCUUCCCAAAGAACCAACAACUGAACCCUACAUCAGCAAAGAACAUGAUCAACGACUGCUCAUUGGUACUCGCAACGUAGACGACCCGAGAAGUAGAACAUUUCUUAAAUGAGGCUACAGUUACAGUGACAAUUGCUUUUAAAUCACGCUAUUAAAGUUCCUGGAACCGCAACGGCAGUGCCCGGAAACAAAAGAAAGAAAACGGAAAAGGACACGUCAAUACGACCACUAAUAGAGUAAACAUUUUUACAGAAGAUUUUUUCGCCGUAUAAUAUCAGUCCCCAUAGUGACAAUAAUUUAAAUCCUUAAGGUGUGUGUUUUAUGAGACCGAAGACAAUGCAAGUUCCUGCUAGGAAAUGUUUGACAGCUGUCUUGCUGGUCAGUUGCUGGACACUGACCGCUGGUCAAGUAACUUCCACUACGAAGGCGCCAACAGUGACCACAACGGCCGCAGGUGACCCGAAUGCCACCGUAUACCCGAAGGAGCGGGGAUUGAUUUUCACAACCUACGACGACUACAGCUCUGAUUUCGCCCAUCUACGCCACCUCCCCAUGAUGCCGGGUUACCAGAACUGGAGUGGUGGGGUUCCAGGCGUGGCCUUUACCAACAUCUACAUCAAGUUUUUAAGUAUUGAUGUCGACUUCCAUGAAAAGAUGGUCUAUAUGUAUGAUGAACAUUACAAGUCACUAGUAUAUGGCACCAACUUUAACGCCGAACUUGAACUGGAUAACAUGACAUUCGAUUUCGCCCACAUUGGUGUCUCCAAAGGACAAGUACAGAUCGCCGUUGAUUGGCUGUCUCACACCGUUUAUUGGACUGACUCCAUCUACCGGUGGAUAUGCGCAGCAGCGGGGCAGAUGGAAAAGAUCAACGACGACAUCUACACAAUACUUGUGGACCAGGGUCUUGAAGCACCAGCAGGCAUAGCUCUACACCCAAUGGAAGGGAUAAUGUUCUGGAGUGAUUCAGGCAAGCAUCCAAAGAUUGAAAGAGGGGAUAUGACUGGGAAAAACCGCCACACAAUUGUCUCCAACAACCUGCUGGCGCCUAAGACGCUGGAGGUGGACACGGUUGCGCGGCGUCUCUUCUGGAUUGACCGGGACAAGAGCACGAUCGAGUCCGUCACGUUUGACGGGACGGACAGACAAACGCUUAGGCGUAUACCGUACGGGCUGCUGUGGGAUCUUGCUAUAUAUAAGGACAUCGUGGUAGUUACAGACGUAUCAUAUGGUGAUACGAUGUUCUAUAACACCACCAUUGGAGUCCAUUACGGUAAAGAAGAGGCUACGUCCAUCUCGAUCUACCCGGAAUAUAUUUACGCAGUGGCGGCUUAUUUCGAGGAAGAUCAACCACUAAAACAAGUCGAUCAUUGUGCCAUCUUGGACUGUGAGCACCUUUGUUUGACCAAUCAGAUGUCCGCUGUCUGCACAUGCGCAGAGGGAUUCGAAGUUGAUCCAGCCAGUUCAAACAAGUGUAAAGAGAACAAGGGCCUUUUUCACAGGGCGAUGGUUCUGGUCAGCCACACCCACAUCUGUCUCGCAGACAUACGCGUGUCGGCAAACGCCUACUAUGACAGCCCAUGCGUUUUCACUGUGAUUCGAUCGAUCCCGUCUAACCAGACAACAACGCCGAGUUCUCGUCGACGGCGGCAGGUUACCGAUGGUACAAACGUAACAUCACCAGCACCGACGCAGAAGACUUCCCCUCCAACAGUCAACACAACAACGCAGGCACCACCAACAACAACUACUCCGGCACCAACAGCUGCACCUGGCGACUUUAUUCAACAUGUAGAAGUGGACAGUAUUGGACGAGCAUUCUAUUAUUCGGACGCAAGUAACAGGAUAUAUAAACGACCGGUAGACCUGAACAUAAACGAUACAGCAAAGGAACUUGUCACAUACGCAGUUGGUGAAGUCACAGGCCUUGCCUUUGACUGGUUUGAUAACAACCUUUACUGGUCCGAGUCACGUGGUCAAAUCUGGUUAGUCAACACAGAAGAUGGCGGAACAGAGACAGUCAGAGAAACAAACGACAUGCCCGCCAACCUGAUGGUUCUGCCUCACGAAAGAGCUCUUGUUUGGACCAGUGGAAGUUCCAUAAAGAAAAUGGCAAUGGACGGCACAGGCACCAUUAUGACCCUUAAUAGUGAAGCAGCCAAUCCUAAAGCCCUCAGCGUUGACUAUGACAAGAAACUAAUCUAUUGGGUUAAUGAAGACGAUGAACUCUACGAAAUGAAGACAGACGGUAGUCUUGCACAUAGGGUUAAGCAACUAAGCACAAACACCUUUGCCAUAGCUGUGCACAAGAGUUACAUCAAAUGGAUUCACGAGUUUGCAGAUCAACCUGAGAAGAUACUCUAUACGGCCGUUCCAGUUACAACUCUUAGAGGCGAUAACGAGGAAGGCUACUUUAAUGUACCAGCUAUUGAUAUAAAAAUAUUAGAUGCCACUCUACAAGUCAGGGAAACAGAUCUAUGCGCACACUUAAAUGGCGGCUGCGAACAGAUCUGCUUGACCCAUUUCACGAACGACAAGUUUACAAAGAAAUGUGCAUGUACAACCGGCUUCAGAUUGACGGCAGACGGAACAGGGUGCACAUCCGACACAUUGACAUCUAACUUCGCCCUAGUAUCUGACAGAACGUUCCACGCUAUCCAUCAGAUCGACUUGAACACAGGGAAUGUCAACUCUAUUCCUUUUGAGGACCUUGGAGAUCCACUAGGUGUCAUGUAUGAUCAUAAGCGGAAAAAGAUCAUUUAUUCCAAAUACCAACAGGAGAUUAUUUUCAUGGCGAAUUUGAAUGGAACUGGUGAAGAAGAGAUUGCUGAAACAGAAUGGGCAGAAGCUGUGAGGUUUGACCUAUGUGAAACUACAGGAAAUAUAUACUACACAUCCACCUACUGGCAACAAAUUGGCAUGGUUUCACCUUCCGGUCACCAUUUUGUUCUUGAUGAUGAUUUCUACUUUGAAGAACUAGGUUCUAUAGCAGUUGCUCCUAGCAAAGGGUGGCUCUUCUUCACGGCGGACGAUUACUACUUUGGAGAAUCAUACAUUGGACGGUCAAAUAUGGACGGGACACAGUAUAAAGCUCUGAUAACGACGGAGAAUGGCGAACACGUUGUAGCACCGGAUGGACUCUGCAUUGACUAUAUACAUGAGCAGUUUUUCUGGAGUGAUCGAGUAACAAACAUCAUCCAGUCUUGCAAUUUCGAAGGCACAGUCUGUGAGACAAAAGUUAAUUUGACGGGCCAGCACGCAGAAAUACGUGACAUAGCGACAGACGGAACAUUCCUCUACUAUAUCGAUACAACUAAAGAGCAUGUGGUUGUCUUCAAUCUGGAUACCAAUACUAUAGAGAAAGAGCUGGGGAAGUCGUUAGGCCGGCUGGAGAGUUUAGACGUGUUUAAGUCUAAUAACAUGAACACACAAGGAACGAGCGCUGGAUGUAAAGCACGUAACGGUCUUGGUGACUGUAGCACUAUCUGUGUGCCGACUUCCGGAACGAAGGGGAGAGUGUGCAUGUGCGAGGAGGGGGAGUACCUCAAUGACGACGAACGCACUUGCAGUAACGUUUACCAGUGUAACGAAUUUAUAAUGCAAGACGAUGGUGUGGAGGUCACCUUCGACUAUGACACAUGCCUACGUCACUUCGGCGACGAGUGUGACAUUAUAUGCCCCAUAAACUACGUUCCCACUAGCACUGCUAUCUCAAAACAGAAGUGUCUUAACUCUGGCUGGGCAAACGAGACCGCUGUUUUGUGUGAAGAAAUCCGUUGUCCAGCAGUCGUUCCGAAUGCCCAAUUAAACACGUGCAAUCGUUACCCUGGCAACCGAUGUGAAUACACAUGUACAAAUGGCUACAAAGCUGCGUUUGACCAUGCUGUUUGUCUAAAUACAGGAAAAUGGAAUAUUGAUGUCAACAAUUUCUGUAAACUGCCACAAUGUCCGAUGACGCUUAUGAAUGGAUUAGCGCAAAUAGCCGCUAACUGUGACGUCAGCGCCGGAAAAUUGUGCAAGUACACAUGCGCGGACGGGUACACCCUCAACAGUAAACUACCGUCACUCACGUGUGGAGUGAACGGACAGUGGGUAGUUAAAAGUGACCAGCCUUGCAUAUUGAAAACGUGCCCAGAAAAUGCACUACGAUACGGAAACACCACUAAUUGUAACACCCGCUCGGUCGGGACGCCUUGCAAAUACACCUGUAACAGCGGAUACAAGGCAUUACCCAACUUAGAUGAGGUGAUCUGUAGAAAAGACCUUACAUGGCACCCACAGAAUGCUUGUCAAGAAGCUAAAUGCGACAUGUCAUUUGGAUCCGUUACCAUUCAAAAGGACUGUGACCUCAAGAUCAACAGCAAAUGCGGAUACUCGUGCAGCAGUUCCUUUGAAAAACACUCAAACGUUACCAUGUUAACUUGCCGCGCAGAUGGCACGUGGAACCAAACAAACGUCUGCUUAGAGGCAUCUAACGUGGCGGUUACGGAUGCCCAGACCGGAAGUGGCGGAGCAAUUUCCCAGGCCGGGGCAACAGCGGGGAUUGUGAUCCUUGUCGUCAUAAUUGUGGCACUAGUGUUGGUUAUAGCCUUUGUCUUCUUUCGAAAGAGGAAGUCUUCGGAAGUCCCAUACUCCACGGCAUCAUUCCAUAACAAAGGUGACGUGGCCAUAGAGAAUCCGGGUUACCAGGCAACACCAAGCGCCACGCCCACCCCCGAUCGGCGAGGUUAUGGCGUAGACGACCACACAUACUCAACCGUGGAUGCUAGCCAGAUGCAGCCUGUCAAAUUUGAUCGCCUCCCCAAUUCGCCUGGCAGUGGUGGUGCCAAAGACGAUGGGUUCGUUAACCCGAUGUACCAUAAUAACCAACCAGGAAGCGAACAACUGGCGGAAACAGCGCAGAUCGAUAUCACCAUGGAUGGUGACGACGGCGUUCUUACCAAAGACUCUUGGCUCAAGGAACAGCAGAAGUCGUAUUAGCUGACUUGACAACAGUUACCAGAUUUCUCCACGUUUUAUGUGUUUUGUUAUUAACAGUGUACGCAUACAGUCGAAUCCGGUUCGCUCGAAGUUCAAUGGACCGGCGAAUUGCUUCGAGUCUCGGGAAAUUCGAGCCGGGCGCGGGAGUGAUUUCAUUCGGUAAAUUUGUUUUCUCGAUCCUUAACAUCCAGUUCGAGCCAACGGGGAAAUCGAGCAAAGCGAAUUCGAGCCAAUGGGGUUCGAUUGUACUUGAUUGAAUGUUAUACAUAUCAUUGACCUAUUAUGUUAAUAUAAACUUGAUGAUGUUGUUAUAUGUUUUCAUUUGACGUUUGUGUAAGUGAAGUGAGAGAUUGUUGGCAUUAAAAGCGACGGAGCCAAUCUUCACACAUGUUUUAAUUCCAUUCAUUAACGCGAAGACGUUGCCAUGAUUCUUAGACAUGAUUAGUUGGGAGCAUAAUGUAUAAAAGUAUAUAUAUACCGGUACCGAUAUUUGGUAUCAUUGUAUUGACAGUUGCGUCGAAAUGUUACGAAGUGAUACAAAACUGUGUAUAAAGCAGUUGAGUGAUGUUAGUAGACUUAUUAUUGGUAUGUUUUACUGUGUUUAUUUUCGCAAUUAUUAAUUGCAAUUAUACUUAAGCAGAAUAAUCAUAUAGUCCCUAUGCAAUAUGAAAUCCUCUGAUAUGUUAAUGAAUAUGUGAUUUAGUGUGUUUGUGUAACGAGUGAUCUUUUAAAAGAUUUUUAAAUAUUUUUAAAUGUCUAUAUCAGAUAAAAAUGUUAUAUUUUCUAUCGUUAUUAUAUUAAUAAAGGAUCUUCUUACUGAACUUCUUA